AUGGUCACGAGAGGUAGCAGUCAGGGGAUGGCUGGAAAGCGAGGGGCGGGGAUUGGAGAGAAGAAGAAAGGGCAGGGGGCGAGGCGAGAGGUGGGAAGAGGAGGGAAGGGAGGGAGGGGGAGGGGGAGGGGUGAGAGAGGGAGUGAGGGGGAGGAAAAGAGGGAUGAGGGAGAGGGGGGAAGCGCAGAGGGGGAGACAGAAAGGGCAGAGGAGGAAGAGGUAGGAAAGGAGGGGGAGGAAGAGGGAAGGAAGGGAGAGGAGAAGGGAGAGGAGGAUAAGGGAGGGGAGGAAGAGAAGGGAGGGGAGGAAGAGAAGGGAGGGGAGGUAGAGGGGGAGGAGGAUGAGAAGGAGGAAGAAGGUCAAGGGGAGGCGCAAGAGGAGAGAAUGUGUCUAGAGGGAGGUGAUAGAGGGGACUAUGGGGAGGAGGAUGAGGGGAAGGAUGGGGAAAAUGAUGGGCGGAACGAGGAGGGGAAUGGAGGGGGGAGUGACGGGAACGAAGGGGGGAGUGACGGGAACGGAGGUGAAAAGGGGGGUGAGGGGAUGGAAGGAGCGGAAGAGCAAGGUGGGGAAAAGGAGGGGGGAAAGGAAGGGGGAGUUGAGCGUGGGGAAGCGGGAGAGGGACACGGGGAAGGGGAGGAAAGGGAGGAGGGGGAGGAAGGGGAGGAAGCGGAAGAAGGGGAGGAAGACAAGGAAUGGGAGGAAAGGAAAGAAGGCGAGGAAGGGGAGGAGGAUAAGGAAGAGGAGGAAAGGGAAGAAGGGGCGGAAGGGGAGGAGGGGAUGGAAGGGAAGGAAGGAAAGAAUGGAAUGGAAGAGGAGGCAAGUAAAGAGAGCGAGGAGGGUGGGACGAAAGAGAAAGACUCUGUACCCGAGGAGGCAGGAGAAAGUGUGAGUACGGAGCAUGAGGUGGUGGAGGGAAGGGCGGAGGAGGAAUGGGAGAAGGAAAGGAAGGAGGAAAGAGAGGAGGAAAUGGAAGAGGAAAAGGGGGAGGAGGAAUGGGAAGAGGAAAAGGGGGAGGAGAAACGGUUGGAGGAAAGGGAGAAGGGACAGGAGGGAAGAAAACAGGAGGAGCAGAAAGUGGAAGGGAAGCAGGAAGGCGAGGAGAAACGGGAGAGGGAAAUGAGAAGGGAGGAGGAGGAAGAGGAGGAAGGGGAGGAGGUAGGGGAGGAGGAGGAGGAAGGGAAGGAGGAAGUAGGGGAAGAGGAGGAAGGACAGGAGGAAGGGGAGAAGGAGGAAGGGGAGAAGGAGGAAGGGGAGAAGGAGGAAGGGGAGAAGGAGGAAGGAGAUGAGGAGGAAGGGCAGGGUUGCAUAAAGGCGGAACAUAAGGUCUUGGGGGAAGUCGGUCGUGAGGGAGAGGAGGAGGAGAAAGACGCGAAGCAGGUAGAAAACGAGGCGUGCGAAGAGAAAGAAGUGAGUGUGAAGGUAGCGGGAAGCAGUGAAGGAUGGGAGGUGGAGGUGGAAGGAGAUGAGAGAGGAGAGGUGGAAGGGGAGGGGGAGGGGGAAGGAGGGGAAGGAGGGGAUGGAGGGAUGGAGGAGGAAGAAGGGGAGGAGGAGGAAGCAGAAGAGAGAGGAGGAGAAGAGGGAGCGGAAGUGGAGAAGAGGGAAGCAGAAGAGGAAAGGGAAGAGGGAGAGGAGAGGGAAGAGGGAGAGGAGAGGGAAGAGGGAGAGGAGAGGGAAGAGGGAGAGGAGAGGAAGAAGGGGAGGAAAGGGAAGAAGGGGAGGAAAGGGAAGAAGGGGAGGAGAAGGAAGAAGGGGGAAAGGAAGAAGGGGGGAAGGAAGAAGGGAACGAGAGGGACGUGGGGGAGGAGGGGGAAAUGGGGGAGGAGAGAGAGAAAGAGAAAGGAGAGGGAAGACAAGAGAGGGAGGGGGAAAGUGGAGGAUGGGGAGGAGAGGGAAGUGAGGGAGUUCAUAGAAGAGGAAGGGCACGUCAGGGAGGAGAGGCAAGAAGAGGGAGAGGACAGGGAGGAGGAAAAAGAAGGUGGAGAGAUUGGGGAGGGGCAAGAAGAGAAGGAAGGCAGAGAGGAGGUUGGGGAAGAGAAACGGGAAGAGGGAGAGACGGAAGAGAACGAGGAGGAGGGUGAGAAACGGGAGGAGGAAGAGACGGAAGAGAAAGAAGAGGAGGGUGAGAAACCGGAGGAGGAAGAGACGGAAGAGAACGAGGAGGAUGAGAAACAGGAAGAGGGAGAGACGGAAGAGCAAGAGGAGGGUGAGAAACAGGAAGAGGGAGAGACGGAAGAGAAAGAGGAGGAUGGUGAGGAAAAUUUGGUGAUGGAAGAAAGAAAUGGUAUAAAUCAAGGGGAGGAGAAGGUGGAAGAGGGAGAGGUAAAGGAAGCGAAAGAGGAGGAUGAGAAACAGGAAGAGGGAGAGACGGAAGAGAAAGAGGAGGAUGAGAAACAGGAAGAGGGAGAGACGGAAGAGGAAGAGGAGGAUGAGAAACAGGAAGAGGGAGAGACGGAAGAGAAAGAGGAGGAUGAGAAACAGGAAGAGGGAGAGACGGAAGAGAAAGAGGAGGGUGAGAAACUGGAAGAGGGAGAGACGGAAGAGAAAGAGGAGGAUGGUGAGGAAAAUUUGGUGAUGGAAGAAAGAAAUGGUAUCAAUCAAGGGGAGGAGAAGGUGGAAGAGGGAGAGGUAAAGGAAGCGAAAGAGGACGAGGAGGAAGGGGGGAACGAGUUGAGCAAUGAAGGAGAGAAGGUGGGAGAGAGAGAGGUAGAGGGUGAGGAGGGAGGAGUAGAGGACGAAGGUGUGAUGGAAACAGCGAUGGAACGGCAGGAGAAGGGGAUGGAGAAUUUCUCAGAGGCUGACGAGAACCAUCCCAAGGGAAGGGAGAAUGGGGUGGAGGAGGAAGAAAGGGUAGUGGGAAGUGGGGAGAACAGAGGGGGCGUGCAGACGGAGAGAGAAGGUGGGGAUGCGGAGGAGCAUUUGGAGGCGUCGCGGCACCUGAAUCCGGGAAGUCGGGAGGAGGAGCGAGUGGGUGGGCAGGUGGGUAGAGACGGUGGGGAGGCGGAGGAGGGUACUGGUGGGGGAAGUGCUGGGACGAAGGCAGGAGGGGGGAGCGCUGGGACGAAGGUGAAGGGGCGGUUGCAGGAUAUUCGACAGUGGUUGGGAGUGGUGGUGGAUGGCGGGAAGAGGUUGGAAGAAGGGAGGGGAGAGAGAGGAGGGCAGGAAGCAGGGGAUGGAAGAGGGCAGAAAGCAGGGGAUGGAGGAGGGCAGGAAGGAGGGCAUAAAAGGAAAAACAAGGCGAAGGAAGGGGAGGAGCAGGAAGCAUUGGAGAGAGGAGGGCAGGAAGAAACCGGGAAGGGUCUUGCAUUGAGACGCGCCAAAGCACAGGACGAGUGGCCCAUGGGACUUCAACCUCAAGCAGUAUCGUCUUCCCUCAACAGUAACAGCAGCGCCGCUGGUGCUGGUGCUUCCAUCAGUAAUUGUACCCCCACCACCAACAGCAAUACCAUUCCCAACAGAAACACCAAGCGUGUGUCCAAAAAGACCGCCUCUAGAAUCAAAUCUGCGGGUGCUGGGGCUACUGGUGGUUCGCAGCCUCCUCCCUCCAAACCCUCCCAAAAGCUCACUCCUCAGAAGCGACGAGCUGAUUGUCUCUCUGCAAUAGCUCCCUCUUUCUCGGAGCACUCCUGUUCGCCUCCUCUUCACGCUCCCUCUCCGCCCUCCCACACUCCGUCCUCACCUUCCCAUCGCAAGUCCCCUUUUGAGUCGACUCAAAAGUCUCCUCUUCAUGGCCCCUCUCCGCCCUCCCACACUCCCUCCUCACCUUCCCAUCGCUCCUCCCCUCCUGCUGCUGAUGCCGAUUGCUGCACCCCUCAAAAGCGUCAACGCACGGGUGUGCAUUCCCCUUUACCUGCUUCUCCUGCUGUACCUCCCUCUCCCGCUUCUUCUUCUCCUCCCCUUGCUCCCUCUCCUCCUCCUGCUGCCCCCGCUGCCCCUGCUCCUUCUCCCUCUGCUCUCUCUCCUCCCUCUGCUCGUGGGAAGGCCUUUGAAGCGCCUCUAAACCCCUGUGAUAAAGGUGCUGCUGGGGAAUCAUCUGAGAACAAGAAGACUUUCAAAUUGACUCACAAGUCACCUCGGAAGGCCUUUGAAGCGCCUCUAAACCCCUGUGAUAAAGGUGCUGCUGGGGGACCAUGUGAGAACGAAAAAACUUCUGAGUCAACUCACAAGUCACCUCGGAUGGCCUUUGAAGCGCCUCUAAACCCCUGUGAGAAGGGUGCUGCUGAGGGAUCACGUGAGAAGGAGAAGGGCUCUCGGAGCAAGCUCGGCCCUUUGGCUUCCCUCCUACACAGGCGCCAGCAGUCACAUGCUGCGCUGCCUGCCCCACUCGCUGCCCCUUCCACUGCCCCAGCCACCGCGACUCCCACUGCCCCUCCCGUUUCCCCACCUACUGCCCCACCCAUACGUCUUGACAUUAACUCUGCUCCUUCGCCCCACCCAACCUCCCCACCACCUGCACCUGCCACUAUUCUGCCCUCUCCUCUGGGCUUCUCAUCAGUUCCUUCUACUCUCCCAAAUUUCCUGCCGCAAGAGCUGACGAGCCUACACGUUUUCAUCGAUCCUGUCACCGUGCCUAUCACCAAGCCAGCUGCUGUACCUGGUGCUGCCGGCACUGCUGAUCACAAGCUCGGGGGAGGCUCGGGAAAAGGUGGGGCAGGGAAGGAGGUGGUGACCGGAGUGGGUUUACCUGGUGGGGAAGCUGCGGUGGGGGUAGGGAGUGAGGGGAGUGGGGGUGUGUGUGGGGGGGUAGCAGUGGAAAAAGGCUCGCUGGGACUGAAACGAGUGACUGCUGCUGAUCGUGAGAAGAUGGGCAGUGAUGCUUCGAGGAUGGUUGGGGUGGGAAUGGAGAAAGGAGGGAAGGGAGGGUUGUCAGGAGCAGCAGUGCGCUUGAUGGGGUUCAAUUUGAUGUUUUCUCAAGCACCAGUCACCACCACCACCCCUGCUGCCUCUGGGCCUGCAAGGCCUUUUGGGUCUGCUGCUGCUGCUGCUGCUGCUGCUGCUGCCAGUGCUGCUGCUGCAGCAGUUGCAUCGGCACACUUCUCACAUCCGCCUCUCACCCCCACGCCACCCGCACACUCAGCUGCUUCUCCCUCCCACGCCUCCCGCUCCCAUCUCUCCCUCUCCUUCGUCUCCGAUCCUGCUCUGGCCGAUGCUUUAGAGCCAGUAAUAGGCUCGCAAGAUAGCCUCGUGCGCAGCUACUGGGAGCGUGCGGUUUCUGAGUCGCCCCAAAAGACUGUUAGUCCGUCGCGCCAGAAGACUAAGAAAGCUCCUAAUGAGUCGCCUCUUAAUGAGUCGCCGCUGAAGGCUACUAGUGAGUCAGUUUGUAAGGGUAAGGCUGCUGCUGUUGAUUCGCCCCAGAAAGCUGUUUCUGAGUCGCCUCAGAUAUCAAUUUGCUCGCAGGACAGUCUGGUGAGGAAGUACUGGGAGGGCGUGGGGGGCGUGCCAAUUGAGGGGUGUGAGAGGGAGGAGGAGCGAGAGGGAAGAGUGAAGGGAGGGAAAGGGGAGGAGGGGGCAGGAGGAGGGGAUGGAUUGAAUCGGAGGGGAGGGGCUGUUGAAACGGGGAGUAUCAAAACAGCUCCUGCCGGUGCUGAAAUGAGGAGCGCCCGUAGUUUGUUUACUCAGGCGAGCAUUGUUGGAUCACAGGCUAAGGGCGCAGAUGCAUGUGAGGUGUUUGCGCCACCAACUAUCACACCGGCUGCUACUUUGAGGAGCGCCCGUGGUUUGUUCAGUCAUGCGAGCAUUGUUGGAUCACAGGCUAAUGUUGGAGCCGCUUGUGAGACGUCUGCACCAGCUGCUAUUGUACCACCAGCAGCAACUUCAGGGGCAGCUGCAGCAGCAGCACCAGCAGCAGCAGCACCAGCAGCAGCACUCGCAGCACUCGCAGCAGCAGCAACAGCAGCAGCAGCCGCUUCAGAAAAUGCAAGCAACCAUGCAGAAUCAGCCCCAGCAGCAGCUGCAGCCGAGUGUUGUGCAGCCCAGUGCCGUACAGCCGGGAAUUGUGCAGCCAGCACAUCAGCACAGUCAUCCAGAGCCACAGGAGCACGGCCAGAAGCACUCCUUGGCACGACCCGCAAAGCCGAAGGCAGUGAAAGCAAGGCCAAGGAAAGCGUCAAGAAUGCAGCCGCCACAGCAGCAGCAAGAGGAGCAGCAGCAGCAGCAGCAGCAGCAGCAGCAGCAGCAGCAGCAGCAGCAGCAGCAGCAGCAGCAGCAGCAGCAGCAGCAGCAGCAGCAGCAGCAGCAGCAGCAGCAGCAGCAGCAGCAGCAGCAGCAGCAGCAGCAGCAGCAGCAGCAGCAGCAGCAGCAGCAGCAGCAGCAGCAGCAGCAGCAGCAGCAGCAGCAGCCGAGUCUACACCAACCACAUGCCUGGCGCUCCAAAGACCGCUCAAGUCUCGAGCUACACUCCUAAUCAGUGUACCCGUCACACUCCAUGUCACUCUAACCACCACAACCCCUCUCAGCCUGCUCAACACAUUUUCUGUCAGUCUACUCACCACACUCCCUCUCAUGCUCACCACACUCCCUCUCAUGCUCACCACACUCCCUCUCAUGCUCACCACACUCCCUCUCAUGCUCACCACACUCCCUCUCAUGCUCACCACACUCCCUCUCAUGCUCACCAUGCUCCCUCUCAAUCCACCCACCACACUCCCUCUCAGUCUACCCACAACACUCCAUCUCAGUCCACCCACCACACUCCCUCUCAGUCCACCCACCACACCCCAAAUCACAGCAUGGUAG
Molecule: messenger RNA, 6732 nt
Organism: Closterium sp. Yama58-4
Lineage: Eukaryota; Viridiplantae; Streptophyta; Zygnematophyceae; Desmidiales; Closteriaceae
Source: the annotation of a GenBank genome assembly